Messenger RNA from Bufo bufo (common toad), 380 nucleotides. It is a transcript of the gene GNMT, whose product is annotated as glycine N-methyltransferase. Gene Ontology annotation, biological process: one-carbon metabolic process; protein homotetramerization; S-adenosylmethionine metabolic process. The record is from RefSeq and is a predicted model, not a curated record. Gene Ontology annotation, cellular component: cytosol. The coding region runs from base 15 to 365 and encodes 116 amino acids. NCBI's taxonomy places the organism in Eukaryota, Metazoa, Chordata, Amphibia, Anura, Bufonidae. Gene Ontology annotation, molecular function: S-adenosyl-L-methionine binding; glycine N-methyltransferase activity; identical protein binding. The transcript has 2 exons.
CUCAGGUAAGUACAAUGGUGGACAGCGUGUACAGGACGCGGUCCCUCGGAGUGGCAGCUGAAGGCCUUCCAGAUCAGUACGCUGAUGGGCAAGCUGCUCGAGUCUGGCAUUACUACAUUGGAGACAAGAGAGGCCGCACAGAUGAGUAUCGCACAUGGAUCCUGGCCCUGCUGCACAGACACAACUGCCGGACGGUGCUGGAUGUCGCCUGUGGCACUGGGGUGGACUCGGAGAUGUUGGUAGAGGAAGGGUUCUCGGUUGUCAGUGUUGAUGCCAGUGAUAAAAUGUUGAAGUAUGCCUUGAAGACUCGCUGGAACAGAAGAAAGGAGCCCGCAUUUGACAAGUGGGGUGAGUGGAUGUAUUGAUUGUGGAGGGCAGGG